AUGGGGAACUACAUAGAUAAUCUCCUCGCCUUCGCACAUGAGAGGAAACUACCUGCGCACGUCGGUUUGCGGAUCCCGCCGCCACGGCCCUCCCAGGAAGACUACAGCGGCAUGGAGUCCGAGAGCUCCUCCUCUGCGGGUCAAGGAGGCCAAUACCUGAUCAUCGGGCAGGAAUCCUUCUUCUUCUUGGCGGGCUCGUACAGUCUGUACCAACAGGCCCACUCCUCCGUCGGCCGCCUACCCGCCAAUGGGGAUUCCUCCGCGGCCACUUGCGAGGCCACCGGCCCCGUAUUCGCCGAUGAGGCGCUUGUUCGGUCAGUACAACAUUGA
Molecule: messenger RNA, 330 nt
Organism: Puccinia triticina
Lineage: Eukaryota; Fungi; Basidiomycota; Pucciniomycetes; Pucciniales; Pucciniaceae
Exons: 4
Coding region: 1-330 (109 amino acids)
Source: RefSeq, a predicted model, not a curated record